ACAUCUUAUUAAAGCGGCACCACGUAAUCCUACCAACACCCUCCCUUGCUUUAAAUCCGCUCGUCCGGUGCAGUUCCGUAGACGCACAGCCUCCUCCUCCAGCAGAGCAGCGCCGCGGCUCGUGUUCCUACGGUAACAUGGUGUGCAGCGCGCGGCAGCAGUAGACAGUAUCGCUGGACCGUAAGAGAAGGCGCUCGCGCUGCUUAUCCUGCUCUCCUUCCACAACAUAUCAACACAUCGAGGGAAACUUCGCGUUUUUUGGACACGGUCUGACCCGGGGCCUAGGUGUUGUCACUGCACACACAGAGACGUAUCAUUAUGGGAAAACAGAACAGCAAACUCAGGCCCGAGAUGCUACAGGACCUGAGGGAGAACACGGAGUUCACUGACCACGAGCUGCAGGAGUGGUAUAAGGGGUUCCUCAAAGACUGUCCAAGUGGGCAUUUGAACGUUGAGGAGUUUAAGAAGAUCUAUGCCAACUUCUUCCCAUACGGUGAUGCCUCAAAGUUCGCUGAGCACGUCUUCCGUACGUUUGACACCAACAACGAUGGGACCAUCGACUUCCGGGAGUUCAUCAUUGCUCUGAGCGUGACAUCACGAGGAAAACUGGAGCAGAAGCUGAAGUGGGCCUUCAGCAUGUACGAUCUGGACGGCAACGGUUACAUCAGCCGUGAUGAAAUGCUAGAAAUUGUGCAGGCCAUUUAUAAGAUGGUGUCAUCGGUGAUGAAAAUGCCUGAGGAUGAAUCCACACCAGAGAAGAGGACGGAUAAGAUAUUCAGACAAAUGGACCUGAACAAUGAUGGCAAGUUGUCUUUGGAAGAGUUCAUAAAAGGUGCCAAAAGUGAUCCCUCCAUUGUGCGGCUACUGCAGUGUGACCCCAGCAGCGCUUCGCAGUUUUGAGUCUCUCCAGACAACCGGCACUCAAUGCAUGAAAGCUCUUAUAUCUCAUUCUUCUUUGUGUUCCAGAUGGAAGAGUUUUAAGAAAAAAAAGUGCAACAAUUUUACUUUCAGUUUUUCCCAGAAAGGACAUGCGUACAUCUGAAGAACAAAGACAACACCUGCCAAGACAUCCUCUGUCUGCUGCGUGUCAUCCGUCCUUGUCUCUGCUAGUGGAGCGCUUGACUCCACACACAAAAAAAGCGGCUGAUCGUGUUCUAGUGUCCAGAUUUUGGAAAGGAAUGUUCCUUUUUAGGAAUCGUGCAUGCGCUCCCGACCUUCCCCACCCCUCAUAUUUUGUGUUUAAUAUCUGUGCUGUUUUGUUUCUCUUCCCCUUUGUUUUAUGAGGGCACAGUUCCCCUUCUACUUUUUAUAUUGAUAUUUAUGUGUAUAUACAGUAUAAAUGCAUAUUAGAAAUACAAAGAAAGGCAGUUAUAGUCGUCUUUUUACUCACAUGCAUCUUACGGCAGUAUUAUGUAGCUUCAGGCAGUAUCCAAAUCUUAGUCUCCAAUUGACCCAGUGGACUGAUGGACUGAAUGUUGGGAUUUUUCUGCUCUGGCGCUCAUGAUCUUUAUUUUACAAAGAGAAGGCUGAGGAUCCCAUUCUUGAAUUCUGUUCAUUUUAUUAUUUUUUUUGUUGUUGUUGUUGUAAAUAUGUGGUUUGCUUCCAUACUUCUUUAUUUAUUUUUUUGCAUUUUUAUGGUGUUUAUUUUACCAAGGGUGAUUUUAUUACUGUUGAACCGAGAUGUGAGACACUUGGUGAUGUAUUAUGAGUAAGUUGUUAUUAAUUCAAGGCUUUUCAAUGCAUUGUGGGAAAUUUUUGCAUCAGGGGAUACAUUCCGUUAUGUUUUAAAUGGAAGACACUGGUAGCACAUAUCAUUUGAAGCGCUUCAUCUGUGUGCGUGCGGUUAUAUGCGCGUUUGUAUGUACGCAAGAGUGAAGGUUUGCAUGUUCUGGUGUAUGUAUGCGUCUGUGCUAACUUUAUAGUAUCACUUUGUGUAGUUCAAUACGAUAUCUUUGUAUGCAAGUACGUUUUUGAACCCCGAUUUGAAGCAGCUCGUGACACCUUUAUCCUGCAUCGUAUGGUACUCAAAAUCACAUGCUUAGGUUUUCAUCAACAACAUAGACCGGAAUGUACAACACUAUAAUUUAUGAUCAUGUCUCACCUUUAGAUAAAGAGUUUGAAUACUGAAAGCGAUCACUAAGGGCUUAUUUUCACUCUUGAAUGAACAGGUGUAAAGAGAACGCCACUGCUUUGAUUUUCCUUUUUGUUUUAUGCAACCCCUGACAUUCCAUGGCCUGAAUUCUCCAGGUGCUCCUGCUUUCUACAAACAUAUUAUUAGCUCAUGAACUCAAUACAUGCCCACUCUUAAUACAUGUGUAGCUUCCAUAUUUGUACCGAGACCAUAUUUGAUGCUGCACCCUCUAUGGCAACUUUCCUCUAUUAUGUUGCAUGAAAACCUCAUGCGAGGACAUGAUUGUCCCCUUUUACUGACGUUGAAAAAUAUACUUCUGUGUUUAGAA
Molecule: messenger RNA, 2459 nt
Organism: Ctenopharyngodon idella (grass carp)
Lineage: Eukaryota; Metazoa; Chordata; Actinopteri; Cypriniformes; Xenocyprididae
Gene: hpca
Product: hippocalcin
Exons: 5
Coding region: 319-900 (193 amino acids)
Molecular function (GO): calcium ion binding
Source: RefSeq, a predicted model, not a curated record